AUGUCGUACGAUUAUCUCUUCAAAAUCGUCUUGGUUGGAGACUGUGGCGUCGGAAAAACUCAGAUUCGAAACAGGUACACCUUGGACGAAUUUAAUCCUCAGUCGAAGAGUACGAUAGGAGUAGAAUUUGCUUUCAAAACUGUGAACAUCGACGGGAAUGAAGUGAAAGGGCAAAUUUGGGAUACAUCUGGCGAGGAGCGUUAUCGGGCGAUCACAUCCGCAUAUUAUCGAGGCUCCGUCGGGGCAGUUCUGGUGUAUGACGUGACUAAGCCAAAAACCUUCGAGGCGUUGGAGAACUGGGCUUCUCAACUUAGACAAUAUGCAGAUGAAAACAUCGUCGUCUGCGUCGUUGGAAAUAAGAUAGAUUUGCCGACACGAGAAGUCAGUACUGCGGAAGCAGAAAGAUUCGCCCGAGGAAAUGGUUUUUUCUACAUGGAAACCUCCGCUCUAGAUGGUACUGGUGUUGAAUCUGCUUUUCGCCAAGUUAUGAAGAAGAUCUUCGAGAUCGUUGACAGUAGACAGCAAGCUAGAAAGAAGACUGUUCGCGCGGGCUCGAUUGGCAAAACAAGAUCUAUAAAAUUAACUGAUGCAGAUGACGUUGCGGAACCUUCAAAAUUUAGCAGUUGCUGUAAACAAAUGUAG
Oikopleura dioica is the source of this 642-nucleotide messenger RNA. The record is from the annotation of a GenBank genome assembly. NCBI's taxonomy places the organism in Eukaryota, Metazoa, Chordata, Appendicularia, Copelata, Oikopleuridae.